UGUCUUCUCUCCAUCUCUUGCGCUCGCUGCUGGCUGCGCAAUCCCUGCACCCAGACUCCAGCUCCAGUUGGAGACCCCCGACUCCAGCUACAGAGACCCUGACCCAGCGAGACAGAGACUGCAAGCAUGUCAUCAGAAAAGUCAGGCCUCCCGGACUCGGUCCCUCACACCUCUCCGCCGCCCUACAACGCCCCGCAGCCGCCCGCCGAGCCCCCCGCCCCGCCCCCGCAGGCGGCGCCCUCCGCGCACCACCACCACCACCACCACUACCACCAGUCGGGCACCGCCACCCUCCCGCGCCUCGGGGCCGGCGGCCUGGCGGCGUCCGGGGCCUCCGCCGCGCGCGGGCCCUCGUUCUCCGCCACUCUGCCGCGGCCCCCGCACCACGCCCCGCCCGGCGCGGCCUCGGGGGCGCCCCCGCCCGGCUGCGCCACCUUGCCCCGCAUGCCACCCGACCCUUACCUGCAGGAGACGCGCUUCGAGGGCCCGCUGCCCCCGCCGCCGCCCGCCGCCGCCGCCCCGCCCCCGCCGGCGCCCUCGCACACCGCCCAGGCCCCCGGCUUCGUGGUGCCGACGCACCCCGGGGCGGUGGGCACGCUGCCGCUGGGGGGCUACGUGGCCCCCGGGUACCCCCUGCAGCUGCAGCCCUGCACCGCCUACGUGCCGGUCUACCCUGUGGGCGCGCCCUAUGCAGGCGGGACCCCGGGGGGCGCGGGAGUCCCCUCCACGCUGCCCGCGCCGCCGCAGGGCCCGGGGCUGGCCCUGCUGGAGCCCAGGCGCCCGCCGCACGACUACAUGCCCAUCGCAGUGCUGACCACCAUCUGCUGCUUCUGGCCCACGGGCAUCAUCGCUAUUUUCAAGGCGGUGCAGGUGCGCACGGCCCUGGCGCGCGGAGACAUGGUGUCGGCCGAGAUCGCCUCGCGCGAGGCGCGGAACUUCUCCUUCAUCUCCCUGGCGGUGGGCAUCGCGGCCAUGGUGCUCUGCACCAUCCUCACCGUGGUCAUCAUCAUCGCCGCGCAGCACCACGAGAACUACUGGGAUCCGUGAGGACGCCCCCGGCCCGGCGCCGCCCUGCGCCCCUCCACCUCAGCGCGGCCUGCGCUCCCGCCGCGGACCCCCGGGGCGCCCUGCACACCCGCCCCCGGGGCUGCCGGACUGGGAUGCGCCCUAAGCUCGGCCUCCGCGGAAGCCCUCGCGGUGCGGGCACGCUCCGAAUCCAGUUCCUCAGGAACCGCGCCGAAGCCCACACUCCCAAGGACGCCGCGUCCCUGGGUCCCAGCCAAACACCAGGCCCCAGGCGCCCCAGACUCCCCUCCCCGCUAAAAGCAGCGCCCCCGGGGAAGCUGCGGGAGGGUCCUUCGCGGAGCCGGGAGCCUGGUCCCGCAAGCCCCGCCUCCUCCAUAGGCUCCGCCCCGGCUCUGAAAACCCCCGCCUCCAGGUCGGCAGGCUCCGCCUUCUUCUCUUCCUCGCGGGGUGCUUCGGGCCGGCGAUUGGGUUUGGGGCACCGCGCCUCGACCCCAGACCGACAGACUCCUCCCGUUCUCGCGGCGUGAGGACCCAGCCGCGGCGCAGCCACGGCUCCCGCGCGCUCCCGUAUUUGCCGGCGGUUUCUUGUCUCCUCCACCCCAUCUCCGCCGAGUUUCUUGCUAAUCCCAGAACCUCUAUUUUUGUUUUGUUUCUUGGGAUGGCGUUUGGGAGGCUCCCAGUUUAGGACCCUUCCCUCUGGGAAGAAGAUACCGUGCGGGUCCCUGUAAAUAUUCCCGAGCAGCCGGGCGAAGGGAACCCAGGCUGCGGGCCUGCCGGUGUCCGGAGGGAGCCCGCUCCCGCCCCCCGGCAGCCCCGCCUUGUUCUGGUCUGUGUGUGAGUGUGAGUGUGAAUUUCUGAAAGCCAAUAUUAAAGAGUCUCAGUGGAUUUAUCA
Myotis daubentonii (Daubenton's bat) is the source of this 1918-nucleotide messenger RNA. RefSeq names its product proline rich transmembrane protein 1 (gene PRRT1). Lineage: Eukaryota; Metazoa; Chordata; Mammalia; Chiroptera; Vespertilionidae. The record is from RefSeq and is a predicted model, not a curated record. Gene Ontology annotation, cellular component: membrane.